AUGAACGGCAGUAAAAUCUUAUCCAUGCAAAUCUGCGGACUGAAAUUCAUCGAUUCCUAUAAUUUUUUACCUUUUGCCCUGUCCAAGAUGCCCUCUGCUUUCGGAUUCACCGAACUGAAGAAAGGAUAUUUUCCACACUUUUUUAAUACGGAACACAACCAUAAUUACGUGGGGCCUUAUCCACCGGCAGCUUACUACAAUCCGGACGACAUGUCUAUUAGUGGACGACAGGCUUUUUAUCAAUGGUACGAACAACAAGCCGGAAAAGUGUUUGACUUCCAGAAGGAAUUUUUAGACUAUUGUAUUUCGGACGUCGAUAUUUUACGACGAUGCUGUGCUCAGUUUAGAGCCACCCUCAAGAGCUUGGUCCAUGUAGACCCCUUCCAGGAAUCCAUCACUUUUGCCAGUGCGGCCAAUUUAGCUUACCGUCGAGGAUUCAUGCCCAAAGAGACCAUUGCCAUCAUUCCCAACCUGGGGUAUCAGCCUGCGCGUCGAUAUUCCGCCAAAGCCUGUCGGUGGUUAAGCUGGAUGAGUCACCAGACCGGAUCUCACAUCCAACAUGCUAGAAACGGGGGAGAAGUCAAGAUCGGAAGUUAUACCGUCGACGGAUACCAGGAAGCCACUCGCACCGUCUACGAAUUUUACGGAUGCUAUUGGCACGGAUGCCCCACCUGCUAUCCGAAUUUACAGACCGAAAGUCAUCCUCACCGGACCCAAUUUACCUAUGAACAAUUACACGAGGAAACUUUAAGACGGAGUUCUGUUUUAGAGGAAAUGGGGUACUCCCUCCGUAGCAUCUGGGAGCACGAAUUCGAUCAACAGGUACAAAGAGAGGUAACUCUACAGAAUUAUGUACGAGACCUGGACAUUCCAGAUCCUUUGAACCCCCGAGAAGCCCUGUACGGAGGUCGGACUAAUGCCACUAAAUUAUAUUGUGAGGAGGGGGACAUGAGAUACGUGGACGUCUGUUCCUUAUACCCUUACGUAUUAAAACACAGACCUUUCCCCCUAGGCCAUCCUCAGAUCAUAACAGACCAAUUCCAGGACGUGAGAACUUAUUUCGGCCUCAUUCACUGUCGGGUCCUACCACCCCGAGGCCUCUAUCACCCCGUUUUACCUUAUCGCACGGGAGGCAAGUUAUUGUUUCCCUUAUGUCGAACGUGUGCGGAACGACAGGACUCUACCUCUAAACAUCGAUGUCAACACGCAGACCAGGAACGCAGUCUUACGGGUACCUGGGUGACUACAGAAUUACAUAAAGCCCUGGACAUGGGAUAUACCUUAGAGCGGAUUUACGAGGUUUGGCAUUUUUCACAAAGCAGUCGAGAUUUAUUCAGAUCUUACAUCGAUACCUUCUUAAAGAUCAAACAGGAAGCUUCUGGAUUCCCACCUGAUUGUCAGACGGAGGAACAGAAACUAGAUUACAUUCUUAAAGUCUUAGACAGAGAAGGGAUCAGGAUGGACCUGUUAAGUAUAGAAAAAAAUCCAGUGCUAAGAACGAUAGCCAAACUCUUUUUAAAUUGCUUGUGGGGAAAAUUCGCUCAACGCCUGUUAUUACCUAAAACUCGAUACUUGACCGAAGAAGAGGAACUACAGCAACUCUUACAAGAUUCGACCAUUGACAUCAAAGGGAUAGAACUCUUAGAAAAUAAAGAGCAGGCCGAAUCGGACAUGAUGCUGGUCAAUUAUCAAGAGAAACAGGAAUUCGUGGAAGAGUGUCCCUUCGGAAACGUGGUACUGGCCUGUUUCACUACCGCCCAUGCCCGAUUACACCUCUACGAGACUUUACAACCUUUGGGAGAUCGGGUCCUUUAUUUCGACACGGACAGUAUCAUAUACCAACAUGAGGAGGGACAAUUUAAUCCUACCCUUGGCAACAGUUUAGGAGAAUGGACAGACGAAUUAGACGGGGACCACAUUAUCAAAUUCAUGUCAGGAGGCCCAAAAAAUUAUGCUUACCUCACAGCCAAGGGAAAAUCCAUGUGUAAAGUCAAAGGAUUGACUCUCAAUUAUCGGGCCUCUCAGAUCGUGUCACCAGAGACUUUAGAAAAAAUGCUCCAGAAAGAAAUUGACGAAAUCCAAGUCUCGUAUCCCUACAAAAUACAGAGGACUCGUCAACAUGAAGUCAAGACAAUACCUUUAGAAAAACAAUAUAGAAUUGUCUAUGAUAAGAGACAAUUGAUGGAAGAUUAUAACACUUUACCUUAUGGUUAUUAA
Messenger RNA from Saccostrea echinata, 2217 nucleotides. RefSeq lists its product as uncharacterized. The transcript has a single exon. The record is from RefSeq and is a predicted model, not a curated record. Gene Ontology annotation, molecular function: DNA-directed DNA polymerase activity; DNA binding; nucleotide binding. Bases 1 to 2217 code for a protein of 738 amino acids. Gene Ontology annotation, biological process: DNA replication. NCBI's taxonomy places the organism in Eukaryota, Metazoa, Mollusca, Bivalvia, Ostreida, Ostreidae.